This is a messenger RNA of Theileria parva strain Muguga, 1878 nucleotides long. RefSeq names its product T-complex protein 1 subunit delta (gene cct4). The coding region runs from base 261 to 1856 and encodes 531 amino acids. Gene Ontology annotation, molecular function: ATP hydrolysis activity; ATP-dependent protein folding chaperone; ATP binding. NCBI's taxonomy places the organism in Eukaryota, Apicomplexa, Aconoidasida, Piroplasmida, Theileriidae. The transcript is spliced from 8 exons. Gene Ontology annotation, cellular component: chaperonin-containing T-complex. Gene Ontology annotation, biological process: protein folding. The record is from RefSeq and is a predicted model, not a curated record.
UUUUACUCUAUUUAUUCUCAUUUCUUACACUUUCACCUCUAAAUAUUAUAUUUUUAGAGAAUCUUUUAUAAUUUUGUAUAUAAAUUUUUAUCUUAAUCUACUUCGUUUAGAAGGACUGGUUUUAUAAUUUAUCAAACAAAUAUCUAAACCCCGUUUUUGUUUGAUUUAUUUUCACAUAUUUUAAAUUAUUUUCCUUAUUUUAAUCCCUCGUAUUGUAAAUUAUUGAUAAUUUCCCAUUCAUUUAAUGAAGUUUUUGUAAAAUGGCCUCUAAAGUUUCAGCACCGCCUUCUAAUAAUUCUGUUUGGAACAGAAACGAAAAAACUGCAGAUGUAAGAAAGAAAAACAUCCUAGCCGCCAAAGCCGUCGCUGAUUUGGUUCGAACUAGUUUGGGCCCUAAGGGCAUGGAUAAGAUGAUCCAAGAUGGCAAGGGCGGAGUUAUUAUAACCAACGAUGGUGCUACCAUACUCAAGGAAUUAUCACUGGUUCACCCAACUGCUAAAAUGAUGGUGGAACUGAGUAAGUCUCAGGAUAUCGAGGCGGGAGAUGGAACUACCUCAGUCGUGGUUAUCUGUAAGGCUCUUCUGGAGAUGGUUGAGAACCUCCUCAACCAAGGAAUUCACCCACAAACUAUCGCCGAUAGUAUGAUGUUGGCUGUAAAUAAGACGGAGGAAAUAUUGGAGUCUAUUUCCAAGCCAAUUUCACUCGAAGAUAGAUCACUCUUAAUAGAUAUUGCUGGAAUUUCUCUUCAAUCUAAGGUGGUAUCACAGAACGCCUCAUUACUGGCACCAAUGGCUGUUGACUGUGUUCUUGGUGUUAUGGAUUCCCCAGAAUCAAGAAACGUGGACUUAAGAAGCGUAAGGAUAGUAAAGAGCAUUGGUGGGACCAUAGAGGAUAGUGAAAUGGUUGACGGACUAGUGUUUAGUGAUCAGAAAGCAGUAAAAACUGCAAGUGGCCCAACAAGAAUCGUUGAUGCUAAGAUUGGACUCAUUCAAUUCUGUUUAUCAACCCCUAAAACUGAUAUGGACAACAACAUUGUUGUUAAGGAUUACCAAUCCAUUGAUAGGAUCAUGAGGGAAGAACGCCUUAUUACUGCUAAAAUGGUUAAAAAAAUUGCUCAAACGGGUUGUAAUGUUCUCCUAAUACAGAAAUCAAUUCUACGUGAUGCUGUUACGGACUUAUCUCUCGAUUACUUGGCAAAAGCUAAGAUAAUGGUAAUAAAGGACAUUGAGCGUGAGGACAUCGAGUUUAUAACCAAGAGCAUUGGUUGUGAGGAAGUUGCAAGUAUCGACCACUUCACUCCAGAAAAGUUGGGAACUGCCAAAUUGGUCGAGUCUAAAGUAGAGGGAGCUUCCAGAAUUGUUAAGAUCACUGGGGUUAAUAUGAAGAAAACAGCCUCAGUCCUCAUUAGAGCCUCAAACACACUGGUUCUUGACGAAGCUGAAAGAUCACUCCAUGACGCCUUAUGUGUAGUCAGAUGUCUCGUUAAAAGAAGAUCUAUUCUUCCUGGCGGUGGUGCACCUGAGAUGGAAAUCUCCCACAAACUUUCUCAAUGGGCAAUGACUUUGGAAGGAGUUUCUCAAGUUUGUGUGAAAGCUUUUGCUGAAGCUCUGGAGAUUAUUCCCUAUACUCUGGCUGAAAAUGCAGGAAUGUAUCCACUCAGUGUUAUCACAGAGUUAAAGGCUAAACAUGUCCAAGGUGGUACUAACUACGGGAUAAACAUAAAGAAGAAUAGCAUCUCUGACAUGUUCGAGGAUAAUGUCAUUCAGCCCCUUUUGGUCACUCUCUCAGCCAUCAAACUCGCAACUGAAAGCGUUCUCAUGAUUUUAAAAAUUGAUGAUAUUGUACUCUCCCGCUAAUUAACUAAUUUUAUACUCUAUA